Messenger RNA from Trichoderma asperellum CBS 433.97, 1122 nucleotides. The record is from RefSeq and is a predicted model, not a curated record. Lineage: Eukaryota; Fungi; Ascomycota; Sordariomycetes; Hypocreales; Hypocreaceae.
AUGAAGAGGGAGGAGAGGGAAGUGGAAGAGGAGGAGAGGAGAGGAAAGGAAGAGGAAGAAGAAAGAGAAUGGAAGAACGAAGGGGGAGGUACUAGAAGAAAGGAUAAGACAAGCAGAAGCAACGAUAGGCUCACGCCAGGCGGUAAAGGGAAUAGAGGAAUGCCAGCGGAAGAGCAGCAGCAGGACGCGGCGUCUGUGCUAGAUCAGAAGGCUGACGCUGUUUCGCGGAUGUAUCCUGCAAGCAGCAGCACAAGCACAAGCACAAGUACAAGCACGAAGCAGCAGCUCUGGCGGCGUCGGACCCAGGAUGAAGCUCUCGGAGGGGACCAGACGAGGGCCUUGGGAGGGACAAGAUCUCAAUGCCUGGGACCAGAGCGUGGGGAAAAGCCAAAAAGCCAGCUGCUGCAGCAAGAGUCGAAUGAGGAGACGGCGGGGCAGGAGGAGGUGCCCAAAGAGGACACGACAAGACACGACACACACUCGCACACACUCGCACACACACGCGCGCGCGCGCGAGAGGAGGCUGGUGGACCGAUGGCUGGAUCUGCUGGCGCUGACUUGUUGACCGUGGUGAGGAGAUCGCUGGGCUGGUAUCAUGCAGCGAAAACUCAGCAGGUGGCGGAUGGGGCCGGCAGAAGCAGCAGCUCGACGGUCGCUUUCUGUGGUCUCACCAAUCGGGUCAGGCUGCCCUUAGCGAGAGAAUUCCUUGUGCGGUACGUGGGUGAUAAUCCUGCCUGCAGCAGCCCCGUCGUCUCCGUAGCGGCGCCUGUCUCUGGCUACCCCGGCAGAUCUCGUGCUUUGGGUCUCCCUUCGCUCGGCCUCUUUUCCUCUCUGCCUGCGGGCGUGCUGAUGUGCUGGAUGCCGUGCUGCCGCGGAAAUGCGGGCAAACAGGCGGGAAAGUCACCUGCGGGCCUGAAGACGACGACGAGGCAGAACAGGCUUGUCUCGUCCUUGGCUAGGACCAGAGCCAGAGCAAUUACACCGCACUUUUUAGCAGUGGCAGCAGCUUCAGAAAGCGGGCUUGAGCAUGCACCGUCGAAUCACGAGGAGGGGCGGGCCAUGCAUGGACGAGGCCCGCUGUUGGCCAGAUUCGACCCUGUGGACAAGGCUGCGAGGAGCUAA